CCUUAUUUGUAUGGUCGCCGCUACCGAGUUCCCCAAUCCGCAAAAGGAAUGGCGGCUCUGUGGAAGAUACAAACCGUCAUUUGUUUGUGACCCUGACUUCAUUUUGGAGCGCGGUGAUGCUGAACGACUAGAUCACUUGGCAGACGACUUUCGCAGAUCAACAUCAUGCAUGUGUCGUCCUUGUAGCAGUGGCAUUUCAGUUGGGAUAUUUAUAAAGAGCAACUUGUCGCAAGAAUCACUAGAAAAAUAUCCUGAUGCGAAAGACUUAGCAGAAACUAUAAGAAGAAGAUGGAGCUUGGGAUUUUGCAAUGAUGACAUCGUAAUCGUUUUAGUUACGCAUUUACAAAUGGUUCCUUCUCAUUUUGACUCCAUCAAGUCGGAUUUCAGCAUGGGCUCAGCUGUCAAGAACAUCCUCGCCCAGGAAAAGGCCGACGAAAUUCUCAGAGACUGCAGAAUCCACUUCGAGUCUGGCUGGUACUAUCAAGGCCUGGAAUCCAUGGUCAAUUCUUUCAACGACAUCCUCAUACAGCUUCAGAAGGAGAGGAAUGGCGCCGGCAAAGGCCUCAUAGUGGGCAUAGCAUUGGGGACUGGAAUGUUCCUCGUUCUGACGGUGACAGCAGUCGUCCUUCUGUGCCGACAGUCCCAAAGAAGGAAGGAAUACUGUGAUGACAUCUUGGAAAAGAAACCCAUGAAAACAAAUCGCAAGCAGCUCAGUAAGGACAACGAAGAGAAGCACCAGCUGGAGAAACUGAAGGACCCAAUCAACAGCGACGGCGAAGGGGAGGACGACGACGAUGAUGAUGAAAUACUAUCAUCCGUUGCUAAUUCUAAUAACUUUUCCUCCUUGCAUUUUUCACGCGUUAGAAGACAAUUGAGUGACAUUACAGAAGUCUCAACGGAAGAGUGUGACACGCCGAAAGGAGAUCCCUCCUCACUGCCUUCAUUGUACCACACCCCAAGUAGCUAUUCUCACAAUUUGCAGAUUACGGAACUGUGAGGCAGUAUUGUUCACUCUUCAAAGAUUCAUACACAGAUCCCCUUGUUCAAAUACAUACAAGCGUCCCUCGUAUAACACGGUACUUCUUAAUACUUCAUGG
Molecule: messenger RNA, 1097 nt
Organism: Uloborus diversus
Lineage: Eukaryota; Metazoa; Arthropoda; Arachnida; Araneae; Uloboridae
Exons: 5
Coding region: 11-997 (328 amino acids)
Cellular component (GO): acetylcholine-gated channel complex
Source: RefSeq, a predicted model, not a curated record